Messenger RNA from Chiloscyllium plagiosum (whitespotted bambooshark), 1190 nucleotides. The record is from RefSeq and is a predicted model, not a curated record. Lineage: Eukaryota; Metazoa; Chordata; Chondrichthyes; Orectolobiformes; Hemiscylliidae.
AAAGUCGCCUCGCGGUGUCCGCUUUGGCGGAGUUUCCGAAACUCUGCUCCAACUUUUGUUUGUUUUUUUGUUGGAGUUUCUCUCGAACGGAUCGAGGUUUUGUUUUUUUUUCUCUCUCUGUGCAGCUUGGCAGUCCCAGACGUCAAGAGCCUCACCUGAGAAAGAUGAAGUCCCGAUACACUGUGGUACCCACCAUUGCUACAGUUUUCUUUGCUUGUUGGGUCACUAGUGCCAGUGCAUGUAAUAAGGCUUUGUGUGCAAGUGAUGUGAGCAAGUGCCUUAUCCAGGAACUAUGCCAAUGCCGUCCAAUAGAUGGGAACUGUUCGUGUUGCAAGGAAUGCAUGCUUUGCCUGGGGACUCUGUGGGAUGAGUGCUGUGACUGUGUGGGAAUGUGCAAUCCCAGAAAUUACAGCGAUACACCACCCACCUCAAAGAGUACAGUGGAGGAGCUUCACGAACCUAUCCCAUCUCUGUUCCGUGCUCUAACAGAAGGUGAAACUCACCUCCACUGGAACAUUGUGUCGUUCCCUGUCUCUGAGGAGCUCACCUAUCAUGAAAACCUGGUCUCGUUUUUGGAAAGCUUCGAUAUGUCUCCACUCCAGAAUGUGUCACUGCCCGAAGAAAGUCCACAUGUGCAACUAGAGAAUGAGAAAGAACCUCAUUGCACAGUGGUCUACUUUGAUGACUGCAUGUCUAUCCAUCAGUGUAAGAAUUCAUGCGAGUCCAUGGGUGCUUCGAAAUACAGAUGGUUUCACAAUGCUUGCUGCGAAUGUAUAGGUCCAGACUGCAUUGAUUAUGGCAACAAAGUCGUCAAAUGCAUGAAUUGCACCUUCUGAAGACCAGAACUGUAAAGAUAUGAAGAAAAAUAUGUUGUCAUCCAUAGAGUUAAGACAAUUACCUUCUUGUGAAGCGAGGUUGUAUUUGAGUUCCUGUUUAUAUUUUUAUAUUUCUGCACUUCAUGCUUAAGAAUGUAGACAUAAAUUGGAUGGUCAUGAAAUUUAAAACUGCAGUUUUUUUUAAACUGUUUAAUUUUACUGCUGAUGUUUGUAAUUUAAACAUUGUACUGACAUAUGUAGAUAUUCAAAAUAAGCCAGUCAUUCCUUUUCUGUCUUUCAAUUGAUGUAUGCUCCUUAUGCAUCACACCUGCGAUACCAAUAUUAUUGUGUUAAUAAACUGUUCUCACAUUGUGA